AUGGACAGCAAGAAUGCUCACUCUGAUGAUUCUACAGAAGAAGAAAACACCAUUAUAGAUCUGGACAAGAUCUUGACUGAAGAAAUUGGACAGUUUGGUUGGUUCCAGCUUCGGACAGUGACAUUAACUGCGAUUGCUGUUAUAUUUAGUGGUGCUGUUGCCAUCGAGUAUGUUUUUACGACAGCAAGGACUAAUACCAGAUGCUUGAUACCAGAAUGCGAAUCAACAGAUCAAUCAAUUGAUUUCUCCCCAGCAUGGAUCUUUAAUGCUGUCCCGGCAGCAAGCUCCUCAUUUAAUGGCUGCCAACGUUUUGCCAACAUUUCUACCAACGAUAAUGCCAAUGUCUCAGAAACUUGCCCAGUUAGCCUAUUCGACACUAACAAAGUCAUCAACUGUGAGGAGUUUGUCUAUGAGAAUACUAACACUGUUGUCUUUACUUUUGGGAUUGCAUGCCAGGAGUGGAAACGCUCCUUCAUCGGAUCAGCGCGUACUAUUGGUACACUCUUUGCGCUACCAAUUACAGGUUUCGUGUCAGACAAAUGGGGACGUCGUACAGCAUUGGCCAUCAAUGCGGUUAUCCGAGCCAGCCUUGGUCUAUCUCGCGCUUGGGUCAACACAUACGUUGGAUAUACGGCUUUGCAGUUCUUGGAAGCCGUAUUGGGGUCCGGUGUCUUCUCUAGCGCUUAUAUUCUAGUUAUGGAGUUGUUGGGCCCGAAAUUGCGAGUCAUCGGUGGAGCGUCUAUGAACGCAUUCUUCUCUCUUGGAAGCAUCUGCACUGGUCUGCUUGCCUGGGGUGUUCCAGACUGGCAAAACCUGACCCAAGUCCUCUAUAUUCCAAUGUUCAUCACAAGUUUCUCCCUUUGGAUCGUCCCAGAAUCAUUACGCUGGACCUUGAGCAAAGGACGCUAUGAAGAAUCUGAAGCUGUUCUUAAAACUGCCGCCCGUUUAAACGGAAAAAAUCUUUCUGACAGGUCUCUACUUGCUUUGAGAAAAGCAGUAGAAGAAGAGAAGAAUGUAAACGCUUUAGAAGCAUGGGAAAAACAAGCCGAGCCUUGGCUGAUAGUUCAAGUGUUUAAACACAAACAGGUUAUGAUUCGAUGUAUCGUGUCUCCUGUUUGGUGGAUUACAUAUACUUUUGUGUAUUAUGGGCUUUCAAUCAACGCUGUAAACAUCUCUGGCAAUCAUUACUUAAACUUCGUGGCAGUUUCGAUGAUGGAAAUACCUGGGUACUGGACAUCAAUAUUUCUAUUGGGGAAUAUUGGUCGAAAACCUGUCCUCAUCUGUGCUUUUUGGUUAUGCGCUGCUUGCCAAGUAGCAUAUAUUUUUAUGCCUGAAGGUUACUACGGAAUCUCCUUGACAGUAUAUCUCAUUGGCAAAUAUGCCAUCGCCAUGGUAGUUUCAGCAUUAUAUGUUUACACAGCAGAACUGUUUCCUACCAGGCACCGCCAUAGCCUCUUAGGUUUCUCCUCUAUGGGCUACUCCACGUUCGAGAAGUUACCAUUCGUGCUAUUUGGAAGUUGCGCUCUUCUGUCGGGCUGCCUCGUAUUUAUCACACCUGAGACCCUCGGAGCUAAGUUCCCUGACACCAUGGAAGAGGCUUCUGAUAUUGGAAAAAGCACAGACGUGUCUUAAGUUGUG
Messenger RNA from Cydia fagiglandana, 1638 nucleotides. RefSeq names its product organic cation transporter protein-like. Lineage: Eukaryota; Metazoa; Arthropoda; Insecta; Lepidoptera; Tortricidae. Gene Ontology annotation, biological process: transmembrane transport. The transcript has 7 exons. The coding region runs from base 1 to 1632 and encodes 543 amino acids. The record is from RefSeq and is a predicted model, not a curated record. Gene Ontology annotation, molecular function: transmembrane transporter activity.